AUUCGGAGAAGGGGAACCUACAAGAAGUUUCGCAGGUCAUCGAUUGUUGUGAUCGCAAGCAAAGCUGUCUCUCUAUCUCUGCCAAAUUCAUUUCCCAAAAUUGCGAAAUUCGAUCUCUUCGAAGAAGAAGAAGAAGAAGAUGCAGCAUCCUUCCGACGCCACUGGAUCAUCCUAUUACCACCAAUACUAUCCCACGCCUACGCCGGCCGAUCCGCCGACGUUUAAUCCUGUUUCCACCGCAUCGUACGCCUCUGCCCCUCCCGUGGCGGUCUCGCCGUCCGAUUACUCCAGCUACCCCCCUUUCCUGGCGAAUCCAGAUCAUGCCCCAAGCGUGCCUCAAUAUUCAUUUCCUCACCUGCAGGACAAUUCUCAAUUUCAUCAUUUGUAUCAUCAGAAUCCAGCGCCUGUUAAUUAUGGAUAUGAUGAUGUUCCUCCAAAUCCGAACCCUACCCCCAAACCUAACCCUAAUCCCGAGCCGAAAUAUGAUCACUCGUACCCCUUAAAUUCGUAUCCGUAUGACUCAGCAGCUGCGCCGCCCCCGCCCUAUCACGCCAAUUCAAUUGAAAGCAAUUUCAGUUAUGGAGGGGCACAGCAGGGGGGUUUUGAUAGUGGGGUUUAUAAAUACAAUGGUGGUCAAGGAGGGGGGUUUUCUUAUGGUGAGAAGGGGAGCUGGUCCUCCGAUUCUGGAACGAGCGGUGGUGGGUUGAUGUUUGAUGAUUAUGGGAGGCCGAUUAGUGUUCCUGGAGGAAAAGAUCAGAGUGGAUUUGAGGAAUCAUUGCCUAAGAUUGUUAAGGCGGUUCCAAAAGUAGAGGGUUCUGAGGAUGUUAAGAGUGGUAUUCAGAAGUAUCGUGUCAAGCUUUUGUCUGAAGGUUUUGGUCAAUCUGAUACGGAUGUUCUUUGCCAGAUUGGCCUAGAUGGGAUAAGGUUUUUGGAUCCAGCAACUAGCCGGACUUUAAAAAUAUAUCCACUUGACACGAUAGCUAGAUGGGAGGUGUUAGAUUCAUAUAUAUUUGCAUUCUGGGCCAAAACCAGUGUUGAUCCAGAACCAAGACGAAUUAGGCUGAAAUCAAAUAGCUAUACCACAAACAAUAUUCUGGACACUGUCACAGCAGCAAGCAUACAGUCCAAGGAGAUUGGUUCAAGCAGUAACCCUGCAGAUCAAAUUAAGGGAUCUGAACAAUCAGUCGAGAAGAAGAAAGUCUUCAUUGAUUGGAAGAACUUGAUGAAGCCAGUCAACGAAGAGAAGGAUCACUGGGUUCCAGAUGAAGCAGUCACUAAGUGCACAGCUUGUCAGACAGAUUUUAGUGCCUUCAAUCGAAAGCAUCAUUGUCGUAACUGUGGGGAGAUUUUCUGUGACAAGUGCACACAAGGGAGAAUUGCACUCACUUCUGAUGAACAUGCUCAACUCGUUCGAGUCUGUGACCGAUGCAUGGCAGAAGUAACUCAACGGCUUAGCAAUAAGGUAGCACCUGGUAGAGCAGCUGAAUGGCAGAGCCAUGAGGAUCUUGCGAGGAAACUUCAGGAGGAGAUGAACAAACAACGCAAGUCUGGAGCAAAGACUGAGGUCUCCGGCACUAGAAUGAGAGAAGUUGCCUGCCCAACUUGCACUGUCCAUUUACAGGUAUCCGUUCCGGCUUCAGGUUCUGAAACCAUAGAAUGCAGUGUGUGUCAGCAUCCAUUCCUUGUCAGUGCUCAUUGAUUCCAAAUAGUUAAAGAGUAUGAUCUGGUUUGUAACUUUCUACUGAUCUAUAUCUAUAGCUGUGAUGCUUGCAUAACUUUCUUUAUCAAAUGCACAGCAUGGUUGCGUGUACAUCUUGAUGAUAAGACUUCUGGCAUGUAGCUUUCAUCUUCAUUCAACUCCGGAAUGAUGAACAGAUAGACAGAUGAUGCUUUGUACAAGUUAUUGAUCUUUAUAUCUAUGAAUUUGCUAUCUACCUUUAUGUUUA
Molecule: messenger RNA, 1946 nt
Organism: Andrographis paniculata
Lineage: Eukaryota; Viridiplantae; Streptophyta; Magnoliopsida; Lamiales; Acanthaceae
Product: protein FREE1-like
Exons: 10
Coding region: 140-1699 (519 amino acids)
Biological process (GO): intralumenal vesicle formation; multivesicular body assembly
Cellular component (GO): ESCRT I complex; late endosome membrane
Molecular function (GO): metal ion binding; ubiquitin binding
Source: RefSeq, a predicted model, not a curated record